CAGCGAAACGCUUCGACUGAACAGAGCGCAGCUCAGAGGGGGGAGGAGGAGAAUGAUGGGAGCGACUUUUUCUUCCAUUUAUAUGACCCAUAUCCUACAGUAGACCUAGGAAUCAUCCUGCCUCAUUCUUGUUCUCGAGGUUUUUUUUUUCUCCGUCAAGAUGUCCGCCUCGGCGAUAUUCAUCCUCGACCUGAAGGGAAAGGUUUUGAUUUGCCGUAACUACAUGGGAAACAUGGACAUGAAUGAAAUUGACCACUUCAUGCCCAUAUUGAUGAAGAGGGAGGAAGAUGCUGAGAUGACACCGCUGGUCAGCCAUGGCUCCUCACACUUCCUCUGGAUCAAACACAGCAACCUUUACUUGGUAGCAAUGACAAAGAAGAAUGCCAACGCUGCUCUGGUGUACUCCUUUCUUUAUAGAAUAGUUCAGGUAUUUAAGGAGUAUUUUAAAGAGCUGGAGGAGGAAAGUAUUCGUGACAACUUUGUGACAGUAUAUGAACUGAUGGAUGAAGUGAUGGACUUUGGAUUCCCCCAGACAACUGAGAGCAAGAUCCUACAAGAGUACAUUACCCAGCAGGGGCAUAAGCUGGAGGUUGGGGCACCUCGACCACCUGCCACUGUCACCAAUGCUGUGUCAUGGCGGUCAGAGGGCAUCAAGUACAGGAAGAAUGAAGUCUUCAUGGAUGUUAUAGAGUCUGUAAAUCUUCUGGUGAGCGCCAAUGGCAGUGUCCUGCGCAGUGAAAUAGUGGGCAGCAUCAAGCUAAAAGUCGUCCUUUCCGGAAUGCCUGAACUCAGACUGGGACUCAAUGACAAAGUGUUGUUUGAGCUCACCGGCAGAGAGAAGAGCAAGACGGUUGAGCUGGAAGAUGUGAAGUUUCAUCAGUGCGUCCGUCUGUCGCGCUUCGAGAACGACCGGACCAUCUCUUUCAUCCCCCCCGAUGGCGAGAGCGAGCUCAUGUCGUACCGCCUCAACACAACGGUGAAGCCUCUUAUAUGGAUCGAAAGUGUUAUUGAAAAGUUUUCUCACAGCCGUGUGGAGAUCAAAGUGAAGGCCCGUAGUCAAUUUAAAAGUCGCUCCACUGCCAACAAUGUGUCCAUUAUGGUGCCGGUGCCCAGUGACGCUGACUCACCCAAGUUCAAGACCAGCACCGGCAGCGCCAAGUGGGUCCCUGAGAAGAGCGCAGUGCAGUGGAACAUCAAAUCCUUCCCUGGCGGGAAGGAGUAUGUGAUGCGGGCCCACUUUGGGCUGCCCAGUGUAGAGAGCGACGAGUUGGAAGCAAAGAGACCAAUCACAGUUGAUUUUGAGAUCCCUUAUUUCACAGUCUCUGGGAUUCAGGUGCGCUACCUAAAGAUCAUAGAGAAGAGUGGCUACCAGGCGUUGCCGUGGGUGCGCUACAUCACACAAAGUGGAGAUUACCAGCUCCGGACGAACUAAAGGGCACAGCUGCUGCUGCUAGACGAAUGGGUAGUUCCUCCUUCUGCCUGUCUCCGUCUCCUCUGUCUCCAUUUCUCCAGCUUGGAGUCAGGAGACGACAGCUGAGGACAAGAGCAGGAGGACAUCUGAACAUUUCCCCCCACUGUAAAUGGUAACUGGAAGUCAUGUCUUCCGCAUUUACAAUCUUCAAAGAUGGAAGAAGUGUUUCAUCACCUCUGACCUACAUUUCAUCGAAGGGUUUUCCAGGACUCUAGUGAAACGUUUUUAUUACAUGAAUAAUAAAUUAACAACUUUGGUUCAGACUUCUGCUGCUCCAAAUUUAAUGUCAUAUAUUUCUGUUGAUUUAGCACACAAUUUUAGUAAGAACUUGACAUUUUAAGUGUUACUCUUGAUGUGAUGUUUUGUAUGUAUAACAUGUAAAUUAACUGAUUACAUGGAGCAGGAGCAGCUCUGAGCUAAAGCAGGUUUUUAUUUCUAAGAGGGACAUUGAUAAUGGAGAUUUGUGAUAUGAUAAACUUAAAAUGUGCCAUGUGCUUCCAAUUUCUCUUCGUCAAUGGAGAACAUUACCUUGUUGCUUUAUGACGGAUCGUAACCACAGCUUUAAAUCAGUCGGCUCAUUAAACUGUCAAAGUUCCCAUUCCCCAUAUUUGUUAUUAAUAUUUCGAUCACUUUGAAACAUCACUGUGAUACAGUUUUAUCUCUGAUAUAUAUUCUGCCUGAAAGGCAAUACAAGUUCAGGGCCCUGAAAAUGUCUACCAUCACCACAGGCACUGUGAACAUAAUCCUCAGUGCACUGAAACCAACACCAGCAACCAGGUCAAUGAUUAAUAAGGCACAAUAUUGUCAGAGGCAUCGACUGUAAGAUAAAACCCACUGACUGAGGUUAUAACCUUGUCCCUGUUGUUGAAAUCUGCUUUACAGCUUUGAAACUCUCCAGGAAGAAGUAUGAGAAAAACAAUCUUGAUCUUAUCUUUUGUUUAUGCAGCAUUAUUUUAUCCAGUUUGGAUUCAAGCAUCAAAGAACAAAUGGGUUAAGAAGUCUUAACAGUGUGAUGGGAAGGGCUAAGGUAGAAUAGGUUGUUUUUGUUUUUUGCUUCACAAAAUUUUGACUUUGUAAACUUAUAACUCUUACCAGUACUGUUUUCUUUUGCUGGCUUUUGACAUCUGGCUUUUACAAGUUUUUGGACCCAUUUGUGAUACUUAAAACCCACUCUCUUUUAUAGAUUUUACAUCACGUUACUUCACUGCUUUAAACAGUUGGUUUUAGAAUAUUUUUAAGGGUCUCUAUUGCAAUCAAUCCUUCAUCUUGGAUCAGAACAAACAUAAGUGGGCCUUUUUUUAAGUGUGUGAUAUUGUCUGAUUUAUUUAUCAACUGCUUGUCCAUAGGAAACAAAGGGAUAUAUUUGGAAAUAAACAAUUUUUUGUAACCAGU
Messenger RNA from Xiphophorus couchianus (Monterrey platyfish), 2863 nucleotides. It is a transcript of the gene ap1m3, whose product is annotated as adaptor related protein complex 1 subunit mu 3. Gene Ontology annotation, biological process: intracellular protein transport; vesicle-mediated transport. The record is from RefSeq and is a predicted model, not a curated record. Bases 161 to 1432 code for a protein of 423 amino acids. The transcript has 12 exons. Gene Ontology annotation, cellular component: clathrin adaptor complex. NCBI's taxonomy places the organism in Eukaryota, Metazoa, Chordata, Actinopteri, Cyprinodontiformes, Poeciliidae.